AUGUGGGUGGUUCAGGUAGUAAACAUCUUUAUGGAAUACAGCCUGAACGAGUACGGCGUAGUGCCCCGCACCAUAGAGGGAUUAAGAGGCGUACCCCUGAGUCCCUUCCUGCACGGAGGAUUCGGGCACUUGAUGUCCAACACCGUUCCCCUGCUGGUGCUGGGCGGACUGGUUGCGGUGCGGGGACAAGCCAACUUUGUGGGCGUUACGGCGUUUAUCAUUCUCGCUGGCGGCACCGGGCUUUGGGCGGCAGGACGGCCGUGGCCGUGGGACGACAUUCAAUUCCUGGUCCACGUGGGAGCCAGCGGGCUGGUGUUCGGGUAUUUUGGAUACCUGGUGGCCCGGGGCUGGUACGAACGGAGCUUCCUGUCCAUCUUCGUGGCGCUGGUGGUGAUACUGGUUUUUGGUACAGGCAUCUUUCUGGGAUUGCUGCCCACGGCGCCGCACAUUUCGUGGGAAGGACACCUGUUCGGGCUUAUCGCGGGGGUGCUGAUUGCGGCGUUUACUCGAGACCAGUUUCGCCAGGCCCGACAGUCGGCCGUUUCCCCCCAGAGGCAGCGGAACGUAUAA
Molecule: messenger RNA, 570 nt
Organism: Geodia barretti
Lineage: Eukaryota; Metazoa; Porifera; Demospongiae; Tetractinellida; Geodiidae
Source: the annotation of a GenBank genome assembly